GUAUAAAAGAUCCCCCUGGAGUAAAGUAUGAAGUGAUUUAUCCCAGAAGACUUCAUCCACUAUAUAAAAGAGGGGUAAAGGAGCCAGAUCAACAGGAAAAAUUUGAAACUGAAUUGAAGUAUAAAAUGACAGUUAAUGGAAAAAUCGCAGUGCUUUAUUUGAAAAAAUCCAAGAAUCUCCUUGCACCAGGCUAUACAGAAACACAUUAUAAUUCCACUGGAAAGGAGGUCACCACCAGCCCACAGAUCAUGGAUGACUGUUAUUACCAAGGACACAUCAUUAAUGAAAAUAUUUCUGAAGCUAGCAUCAGCACAUGUAGGGGUCUAAGGGGCUACUUCAGUCGGGGAGAUGAAAGGUAUUUCAUUGAACCUUUAAGCCCUGAAAAUCAGGAUGAGCAGGAGCAUGCACUCUUCAAACAUGAUCCCAAUGAAAAGAGGAUUAACAGCACUUGUGGGAUGGAUUACAUGUUAUGGGCACAUGAUUCUCAGAAGAAUGUGACCCCACCUGCCACCAGUCUGGUCAAAUUAAAUGACCAGAAGAUUCGGGAACAAAAGAAGUACAUAGAAUAUUAUUUAGUUCUGGAUAAUGGUGAGUUUAAAAAGUAUAAUCAAGAUCCAGAGGAAGUAAGAAAGAGGGUGUUUGAGAUGACCAAUUAUGUCAACAUGCUUUAUAAAAAGCUCAAUACUCAUGUGGCAUUAGUGGGGAUAGAAAUCUGGAAUGACGAGGAUAAGAUAAAGAUAACCCCAAAUGCAAGCAUCACCUUGGAAAACUUUUCUAAAUGGAGGGGGAGUGUCCUCUUAAGAAGAAAACGUCAUGAUGUUGCUCAGUUAAUCACGGCAACAGAACUUUCUGGAACGACUGUGGGUCUUGCUUUCAUGUCUACAAUGUGCUCUCCUUACCAUUCUGUUGGCAUUGUCCAGGAUCACAGUGACAAUGUGCUUAGAGUUGCAGGGACAAUGGCCCAUGAAAUGGGCCAUAACUUUGGAAUGUUUCAUGACUCCUAUGUUUGCAAGUGCCCAUCUACAGUAUGUGUGAUGGACAAAGCUCUAAGCUUCUAUAUACCUACAGACUUCAGUUCCUGUAGCCGUGUAAGCUACUACAAGUUCUUUGAAGAUAAAUUAUCAAAUUGCCUCUUUAAUGCUCCAUUGCCUACAAAUAUCAUAUCCUCCCCAGUCUGUGGGAACCAGGUGAUAGAAAUGGGAGAGGACUGUGAUUGUGGGACUUCCAAGGAAUGCACCAAUAUUUGCUGUGAUGCUGAAACAUGUAAAAUCAAGGCAGGUUUUCAAUGUGCAUUAGGAAAAUGCUGUGAAAAGUGCCAGUUUAAAAAGGCCGGUACAGUGUGCAGACCAGCCAAAGAUGAGUGUGACCUGCUGGAAAUGUGUGAUGGUAAAUCUGGUAUUUGCCCUGAUGAUCGAUUCCAAGCCAAUGGCAUCCCUUGCCAAAAUGGGAAGGGCUACUGCUUGAUGGGGAUGUGUCCCACACUGCAGGAACAGUGCGCUGAGCUCUGGGGAGCAGGAACUAAGGUUGCAGAUAAGUCAUGCUACAGGACAAAUGAAGGUGUGUCCAAGUAUGCGUACUGCCGCAAAGUCAACAACACACGCUUUCCCUGUAAAGCAAAUGAUGCCAUGUGUGGGAAGUUGUUCUGUCAAGGUGGGUCAAAUAAUUUGCCUUGGAAAGGACGUGUAAUAACUUUCCUGACAUGUAAAACAUUUGAUCCAGAAGAUGACAUUCAAGAAAUAGGUAUGGUAGCCGAUGGAACUAAGUGUGGAAAUGAGAAGGUUUGCAUUAAUGCAGAAUGUGUGGAUAUUGAGAGAGCCUACAAAUCAACCAAUUGUUCAUCUAAGUGCAAAAGACAUGCUGUGUGUGACCACGAGCUCCAGUGCCGGUGUAAGGAGGGCUGGGCACCUCCUGAUUGUGAUGACUCCUCUGUGGUCUUCUACUUCUCCAUUGUGGUUGGGGUGCUGUUCCCUGUGGCUAUCAUAUUUGUGGUGUUUGCUAUAUUAUCUCGUCACCAAAGCACCCGAAGAAAUCAGAAGAAAGUCCAGAGGCCACUGGUUACCACUGGCACUAUGUCCUGCAGACAGAAGAGGAAACCACAGUUGGAGAAGGUUGUUCAACCCCAACAGAUGAAUCAGAUGAAGCUUCAUGCCCCUGAUGUACCAGUAGAUGGGAGUGAUCCUCCAGCUUCUUUUCUAACUACAAAGCCAGAUUUUUCACCACCUCCAAUUCCUACAUCUGUAUCAUCUUCCUCUUUUGUUGACUCCAAUCCAAAUGUCUGAAGCAAUAGCUAAGCAAGGAU
Molecule: messenger RNA, 2299 nt
Organism: Molossus molossus (Pallas's mastiff bat)
Lineage: Eukaryota; Metazoa; Chordata; Mammalia; Chiroptera; Molossidae
Gene: ADAM28
Product: ADAM metallopeptidase domain 28
Exons: 22
Coding region: 126-2279 (717 amino acids)
Biological process (GO): proteolysis
Cellular component (GO): plasma membrane
Molecular function (GO): metalloendopeptidase activity
Source: RefSeq, a predicted model, not a curated record